Polyodon spathula (Mississippi paddlefish) is the source of this 2636-nucleotide messenger RNA. RefSeq names its product histone deacetylase 3. Gene Ontology annotation, molecular function: histone deacetylase activity. The record is from RefSeq and is a predicted model, not a curated record. Lineage: Eukaryota; Metazoa; Chordata; Actinopteri; Acipenseriformes; Polyodontidae. The transcript has 15 exons. The coding region runs from base 134 to 1420 and encodes 428 amino acids.
GUUCCCGGUGACGUUCCACACAGUGUCUGUCGGGUUUGGGUUUGUUAUGGCGGCACUGAAGUGAGUGAAUGAAAAUGGGUUUCGAUUAACGUAAACGUUUUUUUGUGUGUGUGACUUGUGAGCUGCUGCGACAAUGUCGAACAGGACCGCUUAUUUCUACGACCCUGACGUUGGCAACUUUCAUUAUGGUGGUGGGCACCCCAUGAAGCCACACCGCCUGUCUCUCACCCACAGCCUGGUUUUGCACUACGGGCUCUACAAGAAAAUGAUGGUGUUCAAGCCGUACAAGGCCUCUCAGCAUGACAUGUGCCGCUUCCAUUCGGAGGAUUACAUCGACUUCCUGCAGAAGGUCAGUCCCAACAACAUGCAGGGCUUCACCAAGAGUCUGAACGCCUUCAACGUGGGAGACGACUGUCCUGUGUUUCCAGGAUUGUUUGAGUUCUGUUCAAGGUACACGGGAGCCUCGCUGCAGGGAGCCAUACAGUUAAAUCACAAGAUAUGUGAUGUCGCUAUCAACUGGGCUGGAGGCCUGCAUCAUGCAAAAAAAUUUGAAGCAUCUGGUUUCUGCUACGUGAAUGACAUUGUAAUCAGUAUACUAGAGCUGCUGAAGUACCACCCCCGCGUUCUCUACAUUGACAUCGAUAUUCACCAUGGCGACGGGGUACAGGAAGCCUUUUACCUCACCGACCGUGUCAUGACUGUAUCCUUCCACAAGUAUGGGAACUACUUUUUCCCAGGGACAGGUGACAUGUACGAGGUGGGAGCUGAGAGUGGCCGGUAUUACUGCCUGAAUGUACCUCUUCGAGAUGGAAUAGAUGAUCAGAGCUACAGACUCCUCUUUCAACCAGUGAUCAAACAGGUGGUAGACUUUUAUCAGCCUACUUGUAUUGUUCUACAGUGUGGAGCUGAUUCUUUAGGCUGUGACAGGCUGGGCUGCUUUAACCUCAGCAUAAGAGGACACGGGGAGUGUGUGGAGUUUGUGAAGAGUUUUAAAAUCCCCCUGCUGGUGCUCGGAGGUGGAGGGUACACAGUCCGCAACGUUGCACGAUGUUGGACGUAUGAGACCUCGCUGCUUGUUGAAGAACCAAUAAGUGAUGAACUGCCUUAUAGUGAGUACUUUGAGUAUUUUGCUCCCGAUUUCACUCUGCACCCUGACGUCAGCACCAGGAUAGAGAACCAGAACUCCAGACAGUACCUGGAUCAGAUCCGACAGACUGUGUUUGAAAACCUGAAGAUGCUGAACCAUGCGCCCAGCGUCCAGAUCCACGACGUUCCCUCGGACCUGCUGAGCUAUGAGCGCACUGACGAUCCCGACCCUGACGAGAGGGGCUCCGAGGACAACUACUCUAGGCCAGAGGCAUCCAAUGAAUUUUACGAUGGUGAUCAUGACAACGACAAAGAGAGUGAUGUGGAGAUAUGAUUGGCCAGUCCUGAAAAGGAAGUUGAUUCAUGGAUCAAAGAGGAAGUGUGCUCAUGGUCAGAACUGAGCUCGGGAAGGGGCAAAGUAAAUAUUUCGUGGCUUUGCCUACCCUCCCAGAAAAAGAACAUUUCCAUUCCUUUAACUAGGGCUGGAAUUAAAUGAAAACAUGCUUUUUAACCAGUACAAUCAAGAAAAAUUGUUUACAUGCUUUUUUACUGGCCAAACCACCAAGGGGUAAGUGGAGGUAAUUAGCUAAUAAGUAAAAAGUAGAACUGUAUACAACACCAUUUAUUUCCAAGCACAGCAAAGUAAGCACUACUUGAUCGUAAUGCAGAAGAAAACCAAAUAGGAGAUCUGUAUGUUACCUCAUAAAUAGACACAGAUUGAGAUAAUGGGGUUACUAUGCAAGAAUAGAUGAACUGCGCUGAAGGGUUGGUAUGAUAAUCUGUCUGCUUAGUCUGUGGUUCAGUGAACUUAAAAGAACGCAGUCCUUGUUUCUGCCGUGCUAAUCUGCUGUAGUGUGUGUUGAUAUGAAAAACAAAAUGAAAAACAUGUGAAUUGAAGCCCUAGCCAUGUCCGAUGCCCCAGCCCUGAAUGUUUACCCAUAGCAGCUGCCAAGUACCAAGAGCGUCUUUGUUUUACUCAGAAUAACCCGAUAGACCCGUGACAGGCUGACCCUGUGGACCAGAAUUCUGCACCCGACACGAGUUAAAGUUAGCAUCCUGAACACAAGAACAGGAAGCAAGAACUGGUUACAGUUACAUUGUGUAUUUUAGAUCAUGUCCUUUGUAUUAUUAUUGUUUGUGCAACAAUGUUUUUUUUUUUUUUUCAAUGAGCUACACCACCCACUCUAUAUCGCGGGUGUCAGGGACCAAUAUAAAUCUGCUAUAUCUUGAGGGCCACAAUACAGCAAGUGACCCAUAGAAAAACAAAUAGGUUAACAAAUAAAUACUGUACAACCGCUCCCUUGUUUUAUCACUUGCGUCAGGAUCCAGUAUAAAUCCUCUACACAACCUGAUUUUUCUCAUAAAAAGCAGCACAGCGUUUUAAUUCGUAAUGUGGAGGGUAAUUGCUUCUCAUCAACUUCAGUCUCCAAUUCAUUUCAUGAGUCGUCUUCUCCUUUGUCAAACGCAUAAACACGCUGCAUUGAAAGAAUUCAUUCCCAACACAGGAGGCUUGUUGCUAGGGAGCUGACGUCACAGCUUUGUGGCUUUUG